Messenger RNA from Mixia osmundae IAM 14324, 3696 nucleotides. RefSeq lists its product as uncharacterized. The coding region runs from base 1 to 3696 and encodes 1231 amino acids. Gene Ontology annotation, molecular function: calcium-activated cation channel activity. The transcript is spliced from 5 exons. Gene Ontology annotation, cellular component: plasma membrane. NCBI's taxonomy places the organism in Eukaryota, Fungi, Basidiomycota, Mixiomycetes, Mixiales, Mixiaceae. The record is from RefSeq and is a predicted model, not a curated record.
AUGGCGACACUGCAGGACAAGGUGUACUCGCCUGCCUUUACAGGCCUGCUGAGUACAGUCGCCUUGGCCGGCGUCAUCGCGGGCUUGUGCACAGGCGCCUUCGAAACGCUCAGGCGGAUGCGCCGGAAAACGCCUGCUGGCACUCGUCUGCAGCCUAUCGAAGGCCAAGACUCCGUGGAGGACUAUGAGAUGGGCUAUCUGUAUCAAAUAAGAUGCUUCGCUGCCGGUCACAAGUCACCGAGGCUGGCGAGCAACCCUUUGUUGUGGAUCUGGCAGACCGCGAUGCUCACCGACGAUUUCUACGUGUCGAGGACGGGCAUGGACGCAGCGACGUACGUGCGCUGGAUCAGGGGAUGCUGGUACAUCAUUCUUCUGCAUCUCGUCACAGUCUUUGUCAUCCUCAUGCCUCUGCACCUGCACUAUGCGCCUCCAACCAUCUCACAAGGUUCGAUGGCGCGUGCCUCGCUCUCCUCGCUCGUACUCUCGCCAACGGGCAUCAACUAUCUCUGGGUUCACACGGUGCUCAUGUGGUGGGUCUCAUUGACCUGGAUGGUCAUGCUCAUCUGGCUAUCGAUGGGCGUCAUCCGCCAUCGCCGCAAGACACUCGAUCAGCUCGCCCUCGACCUCGCAGAUCCCACCGGCGAUCAAGACUAUCCUGAGCGAUCGUCAAAGGGAGCCUGGAAAUAUCGCACUGUCGUCGUCUCCAAUCUGCCCGCAGAGAUCAGGCAGUCCGAGAGAACAGUGGCAGACUACUUUGAGACCUCAAUCUCUCGACUUGUCGAGCGCAAAGGUUCGAAAACCCGGCCCGAAUCAAGCGCGCCCUCGACGCAGCCAAAUUCGGUGAGAGGAUCGAAGCGCUUCUCACGCCAGACAGCAGCUCUCGGACAGUCCAUUUCGCGAUUACGCACCCAUUCGCGCAACAACAGCAAGGCUGCGCUGAGCGAUGAGACGACGCCGCAGCUAUCGCCAACGACCGAAGAAGGCUCGACUUUACCCGAACGGCAGUUUGUGACCAGGGUCGUGCUCGUUCGCCGCACUGCCGAGCUGCUUGAUCUGUGCAAUAGACGCGAAGAGACGCUACACUUGCUCGAAGCUGCCCAUCUCAAACUUGUCCGUAACAUCAUGGACGAUGUUGCUCUUCAAUCCACCCUGCGCAGAGCCAGCAAGAUCGCAUCCGAGCCAUUUCCCACCAGUUCGGCUACAGAACUCAAGCAGCAAUCCUCUCGCGAUAGUGCGCCGACAAGCACUGCUCUCGCCUCGUCAGAAUCUCUCGUCGAUCUCGAAGCGAACGAGAAGGCCGAGCGCGAGCGUCUCGUUGACUUGCUUUACCCGUUCCUACCUGCAUAUGAGCGCGAUGCCUUCGGUCCGGUCGAAUCCGUGCACGCGACAAUCUAUGAUGCCCUGCACACGGUAUCGGCCCGCCUGCUCGAUCGCUAUCAGCCCACUAUGAAAUUGAAGCUAUUCAAGAAUGCCGAGGUGGCUUCGAUCGACUAUCUCUUGACGAAGCUCAACUUACUCUCCGGACUCAUAGAGAAGCAUCGUGCAACGCCUGAGAAAUUUCAGACGUCUUCGCUUGCCUUUGUCACUUUUAGCGAGCCCAAAUAUGCGCGCCUCGCUAAACGCAAGCUCGGCUUUCAUCUGACCAAAAGGAUGACCUGCCGCGUCGAGGAUGCACCUCAUUUCCGUGAUCUGCAGUGGGACCGCGUCGUUCGGGCGUCGUUCUCCCAGGAGGUCCUGCGCACGACAGUCAUCACAAUCUUGUUCUGGAUCUUCACGAUUAUAUAUAUCUUGCCAGUCUCUGCAAUCGUGGCGCUCGUCUCUGUCGAGUUUCUGUCACAGCAUUUUGCGGGCCUGAACGAUUUUUUCCUGCAUCACUCCAUCGCAAAAUCGCUCGUCUCUUCUUUCGUGCCUACCAUUCUCGUUGCAGCUCUUUCUAUCUCGAUACCCCCGUUGAUCAUGCUUAUCUCGAUCAAGAGCGCUGUCUUGACAAUGUCGCGCCAGCACAAGCUCCAGAUGGCGCGCUACUGGAAAUGGCUCGUGACAAACCUUCUGGUCUUCUUUUGCAUCGGUACGACGGCAAUCACCGCGCUUGUCAAUGUCUUUACGACUCCGCUGAGCGUCUUAGAGCUCAUUUCAUCAUCCUUCCCGCAAGCUGCGGUCUUUUAUACCGGCUGGGCUAUCCUAGUCACCGCCGUGCAUCAAUUCAUCGAGUUGGCCAUGUUCGGGCUACCUAUGAUCCUGCAUAGCGGCCUGAGGAAGGCACAGACACCUCGCAAGCGUCUAGAAAAGUCGCUACCCCGUUCCUUCAAUUAUUCCUACUUUGCCCCCUUGUCACUACUCGUCAUGACAGUCUUCUUCGUCUUUUGCUUGCUCAAUCCACUGGUCAUUGCUUUCAUUUUCGUCUACUUCUCCGUCACUUGCAUAGUCGUCAAAAAUCAGCUCUGUCACGUGUAUUGGCGGCGAUAUUACGAGGGACAGGGCCGCGUCGUACUAAAACGGGUGCUUCGAUAUUCCUGUGACGGCCUCUUUCUUGCUCAAUUCGUCCUCAUGGCCUUUUUCUGGACACUGAAGAAAGGUAGACUUGGCGGCGCAAUCAUUCCCUUGCUCGUCAUCACAGUCGUUUUUAAGCUUGUCUGGACGCGCGUCGUCGAUCUUGCGCAUUAUCGCCUCAUCAAGGAGGAAGCCGCUCUCCGACACACUCAACAAGUGCAGACUGUCAAGCCAGACGAAGACGAGGAUGAAGGAGAAUCCGGCGACGAAAGCCCUCACGAUGCUGACCAAGCGACCGCCGAUACGCACAGCGAGAUCCGCAAAAUAUCUCGUCCGGGCUACUGGCAUAGAUGCGCUGCCUACCCGAAGCAGCUCAUCGAACGUACCGCUCGCGCAAUCUACACGCAGCUCAAGUCUCGUGCUGCACGCCUUCGCAGCGCACGGCCGACGCAUGCUGACGUGACACGCCAUGCCGAUGACUUGGUGGCCGCAGACGGGAAGAGGAAUCUUCCGGAGCCAGCCAAAUUGAGCGAACUGGUCUCGCUACAUCCCAAGCUGCUCAGGGACGACAGGCCUCGCUUUGCGACCGAAUAUGAAGACCCCUGUUUACAUACGCCACUUUCGUAUGCACUCUGGCUGCCUCGCGAUCCGCUUGGACUGCUGCAUCUCGACAACACGGUGAUAUAUCAUGGCAACGCGUUCGUAUCGAGCGAAGGCGGCACGGGCGAGCUGCGUGCUGACGAGCCAGCUGCAGACGAGGGGAAACUCGCCGAUGCAGUCAUCCUCAGUGAAAAGGCAACACUAGAUAAGGCCAUAGGUCUGAUCAACCUUGACGGUACCGAGCAAGUUGUUGUCCCGCUAGAUCUGCCAACACAUCAGCAAGAUGACAGUAAGCGGCAGUCUUCGAUUUCGGCUACUUUGUGGCGCUCCAUUUCUUCGUCGUCUCUGGGUCGCCGACCCGGUCAGACUGUAGCUCAGCCAGCGCAGCCUGACGCUCCUGCUCACGGUGCGAAUGACAACGGCGCGUCUCGCAGCGUCUCGCAGAGCGUUGCAUUGCGUCGCGAAGUCUUGCAAGAGAUUGCAGAUGCGGCAGCGAGCAUACGGAUCAAGACAGAGCAUCAGCAGCGCAAGGCUAGCUCAAGCAGCUGGCACCGACUCCUGCAUUCGAACGCAGAUCCCGACUCGGCACCGGACGCGCUCACCUAG